AUGCUCCAGAGUUUACCAGAGCAGCUGAAUCUAGUGUUCUUCGACCUCUCGUCACGGGCUAGCACGGGCUCCGGUGACGAGGACAUCAUGGAGCUGAUGCGAAUGCAACUACUGCAGAGUCAAGUUGAUGGGCGCACACAGCGUGAAGAGCGGCGUCUUCGUCAAGAAGAGGAACGUUUGCCCUGGGAAGGAGAGCGGCGUCAACGUGAUCAAGAUCGUCUGGACGAGCGUUUGCGAUGCGAGGAAGCUGACCAUCGCCACGAGCAGCUGAUGCAGAUGAUGAUGACCGUCGUUGGUGCGGCUUUUAAACCUCAUGAGUAA
This is a messenger RNA of Phytophthora nicotianae INRA-310, 321 nucleotides long. RefSeq lists its product as hypothetical. The transcript has a single exon. NCBI's taxonomy places the organism in Eukaryota, Oomycota, Peronosporomycetes, Peronosporales, Peronosporaceae. The record is from RefSeq and is a predicted model, not a curated record. The coding region runs from base 1 to 321 and encodes 106 amino acids.